CUUUAUCAGCGUGCAACAUGGGGCCGGGAGUUUUUAAUAAAGGGGACCACCUCACGGUACCGGUUAAGAUCGUUUUAGUCUUCGACGGAAGUUGGUUUAGACAAUUAGUUUCAGAUUAGGAUCUAAAUUCCAAACACAAAACCAAAACCAAAAUGAGCUACUCGUGGGAUCAGCGUGUCGAAUUCAUCGUCCGUCACAUGUACGACAUUGACAACAAUGGCUUCCUGGACAACAACGAUUUCCAGUGCAUGGCCCUCCGUGCCUCCGUCAUUGAAGGCAAGGGCGAAAUCAACCCGGCCCGUCUGAACGAAUACAAGUUCAUCAUGAAGUCGCUCUGGGAUGAGAUCUCCGCCCUUGCCGAUUUCGAUAAGGAUGGCAAAAUCACCACCGAGGAAUUCAAACAGGCCGUCAAGCAGACCUGCGUCGGCAAGCCCUACUCCGAAUUCCCGAAGGCGAUGAAGGCCUUCAUCGAUGCUCACUACAAGAUGAUGGACAUCAACAACGACGGUCUGGUCAGCAUAGAGGAGUACCGUUACAACUGCAUCACCAGAAUCGCCGUUGAUGACAUCAAGGUGGUCGAUGAUUCCUACAACAGCCUGGUCAGCGAGGAGGACAACAAGCGCGGUGGCAUCACCCUGGAGAGAUACCAGGAGCUGUACUCGCACUUCCUUGGCAACGAGAACCCCAAGUGCCCGGCCGUCUACCUGUAUGGCCCAAUUCCGGAAUAAAUGUGUUCCAUCAACAAAACUCAUCAUCAAGCUCAAAAGAUCAACAUCAACAUCUUCGGCACAUCCACCCAUAGAGUAGAGGCAAGAGACCAACCACCACCAUUAGCCAUUUAUGCUUAGAUAAGCUAAAACAUUGUACCACAGGAAAAAGCUGCUCGUGAGGGACAACCAAGCACACACACACACGCGCGCGCGCACAAGCGCCAUGAAGUUUUCGUAACGAAAACCGAUCUGCAGCUUAAACUUUCAACAGCGCGUGCUGGGUGAGGCAGCGCAUCCUGAACGAUAACCAAACACUGAUGAUACAACAUUGAACGGCAAAAAUUGAACAACUAAAACACAACCAGGAAUAGCAACGGAAAAUGGUAGCGCAGGUACACGCAUCACCACACAAACAACAGCGAAAGCACCGACCAUUUUGAGAGAGAGAAAGAGAACGAAAAAAAAUCCAAAAACAAACGCCGUGUUCUAAAUCAACUUCUAUCCAUCUACGUCCCAUCUGUAGAUUCGAAAACUAAAACAUCUCACCAAUGGACUAGCGGUUUAGAUACGCGACAUAGUUUUUUUUCUGUUUGUCUUAAUUUGGAAGUGUGCUCAUGGUUUGUUUAAGCAUAGAUGAAUGAAGCAGAUCAGAAAACUAAAAAUCCCCAGCCGAACACGCGUUCCUUGCACGAUCCAUCGAACGUCGUCGUUUUGCUGGAAGGUUAGGCAUGUGAAGACUUCAAGUUAUAUAUGACGGUAAAUGCAUAUAGACAAAGGAAAAACAACCACUGACAAGGUAGAGAUCAGAACCAGCUUUUCCCCCCCGUUUACAUGGUAAAGAAACAAAAACGGAAUGGAUUUUUCAUAAUAAAACAAUUCAUCUACCAACCAAGAUCACGAGGAUAUGAAGCCUGAACUAAAUUCUUAUAAAAAGAAACUACUCUAGUCUCCAGAUUCGAUGAGCCCAACACCAUACGUAACGAUUUGGUAACGAUUUAUCAACAAAACCUUACAAAAACGAGAGGAGCAAAAAAAGAAACACAAACAAACACAAAACAAUGAGCGCCUAACAAUUACAGCUACCAGCGAUUUAAGAAACAAAACAAGCAUAUAACAGUAUAUAGCAGCUACCAACUACAACAGGCAGUCCCUCAAACUGAUAACAUACGACAGAAUAGAACGCAAUAAUCCUCGAUCUAACGACAGACAAAUCGUGCCGUUGCACGUUGUUCUUCGUGAGGUUAGGACGAUAAGGACAGAGGGACGAAUUUUAAAACCCCAUCUAAUCUCUUCCUUCUGCCCAAUUUCGCGUUUUCGUCUUUAACCUUUCGAUUCUUCUGCUGGCCACGAGUGCUGUCUUUGUGCUUCAAGUUGAUCGCUAGAGCAUAAUCGAUCGAUCAAGGAAUUAAUGCUUGCACACCCGAACCCGCAUUCUACGAAGCAGAACUUAACGAUCAUCAUUGCAUUACAGUUCCGUUCUUUGCUACGUAAAUGCGGCAUACAUUAAAAUCUGUCAGCCUGUAGUAGAGUAAGCGAUAAGCAUCCAAAAUUAAGAUCUUCUUUAGCCGUUAGUGGGAUGGAAAUACUUUCCAACCAAGUACCUUCCACAACUCCAUUCCACCGGAUGCUACAAAUGGAAGGACUUUUUUUGUACCAAUAUUCCCUACGACACCUCGCCCUGGGAAACUCUGUUGGACACACACACACACACCGUCCAACAGAGCCAAAAUGAGAGCUAUUAUUUUUAUUUUCUAUUAGUGUUCACUUUCAUUUCGUUUUGGCUUUGAAGUGUGAUCGUGCGCAUUGAAUGGUACCCGUUCAAGAGAUCAUCACGUUUGUGUACAUAGUACAGCCAACUUUCCUUACCGCAUAGCAGCAGUGUGUGGCCAUUCAAAAAAAAAACAAACAGUGCAUUGCUUUUCAGGUCCGCUUGCAAGCUACCGGAAAAUUGGUGGCACACAUUUUUUUCCCUGUGUGUGCUCCGGUUUCUUCUGGAGCCGGUAGCUUGUAGUGGACAAGAAGAAAACAUUCAUACCGAUGCAACCAUUUUGCUGGCUAUGCUCUAUGCUUAUCUUUCUCUUUGCAUAAACUAUAUUAACCAACAACAACAACAAAACUUCGUUUGUCCAACGAGAAAUUCUGCAUAAGAAAAGCUUGUUACGUUGUACUUUUCUGUUUAACACUGUUUACUUCUUAAUGUAGAUCUGCUACUAACCUCCUUAGCUCGUAGAUGGUUUCUAGUGUUUACAGUGUUUUUUUUUUCAGUUGUACUCCUAUGUUCACGUUCAAACAAACCCAAAACAAAUUUACGGGAAUGUGAAUCAUAAUAUAACCCAGGUAAAAAGCAAACAAAAAAAAUGAAACACAAAAACACACGCACACACAAAAACGAAACAAAUGAAAACAAAACAAAAAAAAACCCCAAAACAUACUUUUAACGAUAUCGUUUUUACUCAUUAACGUUUAAUUAAACUUUUCUUCAAUAUUACUCGUUUUUUCUACUCUUACAUAUUAUUACUAUUGUUACUAUUCACAACGUUAGGUUGUAACAAACAGAAAAAAACAUAUUAUACUAUAAUCUAAGUGUUUGCAUACUAGUGUGUUAGAAAACUGUUAUAGAUGAUACGUUUUUUUCGCCUUUAAGAAAUAUUUCUCGCCUCCUUCUUUGAAAGUUUGACAACUAUGAAACAGUAAAAGGGCCGUGUACCGUUGCAACACCAGGGAAACUAAUGGCCAAACACCAUCAACCGUAUCUCACAACCAUCGAGAAUCAAGAAACAUCUUUUUUAUGAGGUUAUGUCAUAAUGUUCGUUUGUAAUACCAUUCAAUUAUACCAUCUUUGAGGAAAAGAAUAGCAAAACAGCAAAAAAAAAAUCAACAUCAACGACAGCAGGAAGAAUAUUCGAAUUAAAAAAAAACAUAAUAAUACCAUGCUUUUACCUUUAACAUCUGUAGCGUAAAAGUACAUCGAGUUAGGAAUGUAGAUUGAGAGUCAGAGACAGAAAGAGAGCAAAAGCAGAUCCAAGAGCAGAGAUAGCGCAACAAAUAGGAAAAAAAAGAAACAACUGAAAAGCUCCCGUUUAUCAAUCGGGUUAACUUUAACACCAUUACUACUAACUAACUGCAAAGUCGCGAUUGGAAAUGCAAAAGCCCCCAGAAACAAUCCGUAAAUAAACAGCUGAUAACGGAAAACUCAACAA
Messenger RNA from Anopheles funestus (African malaria mosquito), 3910 nucleotides. It is a transcript of the gene Scp1, whose product is annotated as sarcoplasmic calcium-binding protein 1. Lineage: Eukaryota; Metazoa; Arthropoda; Insecta; Diptera; Culicidae. Bases 153 to 728 code for a protein of 191 amino acids. The transcript has 6 exons. The record is from RefSeq and is a predicted model, not a curated record. Gene Ontology annotation, molecular function: calcium ion binding.